Molecule: messenger RNA, 1092 nt
Organism: Danio rerio (zebrafish)
Lineage: Eukaryota; Metazoa; Chordata; Actinopteri; Cypriniformes; Danionidae
Source: RefSeq, a predicted model, not a curated record
UUAAGAGCCACCCAUAUUCUCCUUUAAAGAGUUUUUCCGUUUACCAAUAUUUAUGUUAGGACUGUAAUGUUCAUGCACUAACUAUCAUAAGAGACUCCCUUUUAUCCAUGUGUUUUGACUAUAUUUGUUUAGGACAUAAAAUCUCCAGACUCAAUACACCCAGAGUUAAUGUUUCUUUUUUUGUUGUUUUUGUCAUUAAACAGGUUAUAUUUAAAAAUGGAAAACAAAUGAACAAAACGGACCCGGAUUGUACACAUACCCAUAUUGCCUAGAACUCAUCAAAUUUUGUUACAGGACGAAUUUUCGUUGCAAAAGACAAACAAUGAGAACGAGCGGGGGAUUGGGAUUUGGAGGGAGGUGCAGUGAUUGGCUUUUACCUUCCGAAGACUCUGACCAAUAGAAAGUGAACAUACUCCUUUAAAUACUGACUGCCUUGCUCAGUAUGAUUGAUUCAACGGACGAGUAAUUCCACAACAUGAGCGGAAGAGGCAAAACAGGCGGUAAGGCUAGAGCUAAGGCUAAGACUCGCUCCUCCAGGGCUGGUCUUCAGUUUCCCGUUGGCCGUGUUCACAGGCUGCUCCGUAAGGGAAAUUAUGCUCAGCGUGUUGGUGCCGGUGCUCCAGUCUACUUGGCCGCUGUGCUCGAGUAUCUGACCGCUGAGAUCCUGGAGUUGGCUGGAAACGCCGCUCGGGACAACAAGAAGACCCGUAUCAUCCCCCGUCACCUGCAGCUGGCGGUGCGCAACGACGAGGAGCUGAACAAGCUUCUGGGUGGAGUGACCAUCGCUCAGGGUGGUGUGUUGCCCAACAUCCAGGCCGUUCUGCUUCCCAAGAAGACCGAGAAGGCUGCCAAAGGCAAAUAAAUAGCUGCUGUCUGAUAAACAAACCCCUCAAAGGCUCUUUUUAGAGCCACCCACUUUCUCCUUGAAAGAGCGGUCUGAUUAUGUCGUCUUGAGUUUAGCAGAAGUAAAUUAUUGCAUUAGUUACCAGUGUCAACAAAAGGGUCUGUUAAACAAACAAAUUUCGUAAUGCUGAAUAGCAAACCCGUGGCUAGUUUACACAAGUAAUAAUUAAUAAAAAUUUGUGAGUAUUC